Indicator indicator is the source of this 1575-nucleotide messenger RNA. It is a transcript of the gene VANGL1, whose product is annotated as VANGL planar cell polarity protein 1. Lineage: Eukaryota; Metazoa; Chordata; Aves; Piciformes; Indicatoridae. Bases 1 to 1575 code for a protein of 524 amino acids. The record is from RefSeq and is a predicted model, not a curated record. The transcript has 8 exons. Gene Ontology annotation, biological process: multicellular organism development. Gene Ontology annotation, cellular component: plasma membrane.
AUGGAUACAGAAUCGACGUAUUCGGGAUACUCCCACUACUCAGGUCACUCCAAGAAAGCCCACAGACAAGGGAAAAGGAGUCGGGACAGGCACAAAUCACCACGAAGCAAAGAUGGCAGUCGGUCUGAGAAGUCUGUCACUAUCCAGACACCUCCUGCAGAGCCACUGCUUGGGAACGAUGCCUCUCGGGCAGAGGAGGGCCAGGAUGACAACUGGGGUGAGACCACAACAGCAAUUACAGGCACCUCUGAGCACAGUAUUUCCCAGGAGGACAUUGCUCGGAUCAGUAAGGAUCUGGAAGACAGCGUUGGGUUGGACUGCAAACGUUACCUGACCUUAACAGUGGCAGCUGUUCUCGGACUCCUUGUCUUCCUUACCCCUAUUGCCUUCAUUCUGUUACCCCAGAUCCUGUGGCGGGAUGAUCUGGAGCCGUGUGGUACUGUCUGUGAGGGACUGUUCAUCUCUGUGGCAUUUAAACUCCUCAUUCUUCUGAUUGGGACUUGGGCUCUGUUCUUCCGCCAGCCCAAGGCAGAUAUUCCAAGGGUGUUUGUGUUUCGGGCCCUUCUGUUGGUCCUCAUCUUCCUGUUUGUGUUUUCCUACUGGCUCUUUUACGGCGUUCGCAUCCUGGACUCGAAGGACACCAACUACCACGGAAUCGUGCAGUACGCAGUGUCUCUGGUGGACGCUCUGCUCUUCAUUCACUACCUGGCCAUUGUGCUGCUGGAGCUGCGGCAGCUGCAGCCCAUGUUCACCGUCAAGGUGGUUCGGUCAACAGACGGAGAGUCACGAUACUACAGCAUGGGGCACUUGAGCAUCCAGCGAGCUGCACUGGUGGUUCUGGAAAAUUACUACAGAGAUUUCACAGUCUACAAUCCAGCUUUGUUAACAGCCUCCAAAUCCCGUGCAGCCAAGCACAUGGCUGGCCUGAAAGUCUACAAUGUUGAUGGCCCAGGUAACAACGCGUCGGGGCAGUCCCGUGCCAUGAUAGCGGCGGCGGCGCGGCGCAGGGACUCCAGCCACAACGAGCUCUACUACGAAGAGGCUGACCACGAGCGCCGGGUGAAGAAACGCCGUGCCAGGCUUGUGGUUGCAGUAGAGGAGGCUUUCACUCACAUCAAACGCCUCCAGGCAGAGGAACAACAGAAAGCUCCAGGAGAAAUGAUGGACCCCCGAGAAGCAGCCCAGGCAAUCUUUCCCUCCAUGGCAAGAGCUCUGCAGAAGUACCUUCGCACCACACGCCAGCAACAGUAUCACAGCAUGGAGAGCAUCUUGCAACACUUGUCCUUCUGCAUCACCAAUAACAUGACACCAAAGGCGUUCCUGGAGCGUUACCUCAGCCCAGGCCCAACCCUCCAGUACGAUAGGGAUCGCUGGUUCUCCAAGCAGUGGACGCUCAUCAGUGAGGAAGCGGUCACAAGCGGGUUACAGGAUGGCAUUGUGUUUGUCCUCAAGUGCUUGGACUUCAGCCUUGUUGUUAAUGUGAAGAAAAUCCCCUUCAUCAAACUCUCAGAAGAGUUCAUAGACCCUAAAUCUCAUAAAUUUGUCCUCCGCUUACAGUCUGAGACUUCAGUCUAA